Molecule: messenger RNA, 2289 nt
Organism: Penicillium soppii
Lineage: Eukaryota; Fungi; Ascomycota; Eurotiomycetes; Eurotiales; Aspergillaceae
Product: J domain-containing protein
Exons: 4
Coding region: 1-2289 (762 amino acids)
Biological process (GO): cristae formation
Source: RefSeq, a predicted model, not a curated record
AUGUCCUCCUUCGGUCAAGAUGGGGCGCGGGACUUCCGCGCCUCCGUGGAAGAUGACGGACUCGACGGCGAUUACAGCAUGGUCGACGACCACCCAGAGGGACCCGACUACUAUAUCCUAUUAGGUCUAUCGCGCAAUCCACCGCCUACCGACGCCGAGAUUCGAUCAGCCUACCGCAAUUUAUCCCUCAGCUUUCAUCCGGACAAACAACCACCGCACCUCCGCCAUGCGGCCGAGAGCCAAUUCAGACACAUCCAAGAUGCAUACGAUACCCUGAUAGACCCCAAGAAGCGCAUUGUCUACGAUAUAUCCGGCGCGGAAGGCGUGCGGCAGGAAUGGGGCCAACUUGGAGCUAUGGGGACGGGAGGAGAGGCACAACAGCAGAAUGUCGGCGUCAAGACAAUGUCGCCGGAUGAAUUCCGGCGGUGGUUCUUGAAGACAAUGAAAAAACGCGAGCGACGCACCAUUGAAAGCCUGGUUUCUAGCAGGGGCGGUAUUACCCUGGGGAUAAACGCGUCAUCCAUGGUCUCGGUGGAUGAGGACGAAGAUGUGCAGUUCCAUAUCCCUUCGCCGCAAAUAUCCUCAUAUGGUCUCUCAUAUAAAUUCGACACGCCGCUGUCAUUACCGCAGUUUUGGGACACCGCAGAAAAGGAAUCAGACAACCAAGAUGCGGAAGCCGACUCUGCAGAAGAUGCGCAAGAUGAAGGGUCCGAGGCAGCUCAUAUCACUUUGAGCGCAGGUAUAAAUGGUGGCUUGGGUCGCCCAGUCAAAAAGUUCCAAGUCCAGUUCGAGGAUGGAACCCAAGAACAAGAACUAAUCACAAUGCCACCGAUUUUGGCAGCCCACAAUAUCCAAUUGGGGGCCAGUGUGUUUCCCAACAUGAAAAAUUUGGUGGGAACUAAGGGAAUAUGGGCCAAACAUCCUUUCUCGCUUCUCAGAGACUCUGCGAUUAGCUUCGAGGGUCUUCUUUUGCCUAGUCCCACUUUCAAGGCAAACAUUGUUCGAAACUUCAAACCCCUUUCUAACGUCCUGCCGAUCCAGGUCGUGGCGACCAGCGUCCAUACCCGUUCCCUGAGCGAAACUCCGCCGUCCUUGGAGGUUCAACUUGUCAGAAAGCUUUCCAAGAAGAAACAUGGUGUCAUUUCAUGGUCGAGUGGUGUUAUUGAAUGGCCCGGUUUUCUGCUCGGCUGGUUCCCAUCUCUGGGAAUGGGACCUCAAAGCGCUGUCAGAUCUGCCAACGAGCUUGGCCACUUUCAGAUUGGCUUAAUUUCACGUCCCCUUUCGCCUGAAUCCGAGGAGGCCGAGGAAGAUGACGAGGAGACUGGAGAUUCUGACCACGAUGAGCACCAUCAUCAGUCCAAGAAACAUAAACACCUAAUGAACAAGUCAGGCGAAUCCUGGGAGAGCCAUUUGCAGGUCAGUCCCGGAGGAGGCGCACUUGUCUUGAAGUAUUCACGAAACCUCUUCUCCGGAAAGCCGGCCGACGAUCCAGUGAAGACCGAGUGGAGCUCGGAGGGUUACUUCCCAAUGCCGAACAUGGACGAGGCGCGUGCUAUCCGACUCGAGGUUUCAAGCAUUGUCAGCUCGGACUUGUCCUUAAAUUGGACGAUCAAGGGUACUCGCCGGGUUGGAGAAUACACCCGCAUGGGACUUGGUAUUGGCAUCGCGGAAAAGGGCAUGAUGAUGACUGUUACGUGGCGCCGCCUCGGCCAAAAUAUCGAUCUCCCAAUUCUUAUUUGUCCAGCCAGUGAGGCAACAAAUGGUGCCACAGCGCUGACAGCCAUGUUUCCAUGGCUGGCCUAUUGCGCUAUUGAGUUUGGAUAUAUUCGUCCUCGUGAUAGAAAGAAGCGUCGAAAGGCAGCUGCUCAGCGCCACCGUGAGCUGAAGAAGCUCAUUCCCAAGAAGCGCGAGGAGAGUCUCCAAGCCAUUGAACUCAUGGCGGAUCAAGUACAAAGGAGACAAGCUCGAGAAGAAGCGCAUGAUGGCCUUGUAAUUGUGAAGGCCGAGUACGGUUAUAUACCACCCACAAACAAGAAAGCUAAAGAUGGGUUCACCGAGCCUCGGGUCAUUGAUGUCACCAUCCCUGUAGCUGCGUUAGUCAACCGGGGUCAAUUGGUGAUUUCUAAGAAAUCUAUAAAGUUCCAAAUCUUGGGCUUCUAUGACCCUGCACCAUUGUUGCCCAAGCGAUUGAAGAUCUGGUAUAGAUUCCAGGGGCGCGAUCACUUUGUAGAGGCGGGUGAGAAGGAGAACAUAUCUUGUCCUUUGCGUGCUCACUUCAUAUCCACCUGA